Messenger RNA from Salmo salar (Atlantic salmon), 2495 nucleotides. RefSeq names its product piRNA biogenesis protein EXD1. Gene Ontology annotation, biological process: nucleobase-containing compound metabolic process; piRNA processing. Lineage: Eukaryota; Metazoa; Chordata; Actinopteri; Salmoniformes; Salmonidae. Gene Ontology annotation, cellular component: PET complex. Gene Ontology annotation, molecular function: 3'-5' exonuclease activity; nucleic acid binding. The record is from RefSeq and is a predicted model, not a curated record.
GAGAUUAACAAGGCGACACUCCAUCUUAACUCCUUCUCCACAUUUAUUGGAUUGGUUGAACAGUGCUGAAGAGAACCUCCCCUGACCGUUUUUUUUUCUCGUCAAGGACUAGUUUAAUGCGUUUCUUUUACGCCUGUUACGUUAGGUUAAUGUUUUACACGUUUGGAGAUGAAAGUACAGCACAGUAGAGCUCAGUAGAGUACAGUACACUACAGCAAAGCACAGAACAGUAGAGUCGCGUAUAGUUCAGUUCAGUACAGAAUAGUACAGUACAGUACAAUACAGUUUAUUAUACUGUACUCAACACUAGUGUGCUCUACUGUACUGUACUGAACUCUAGUCUACUCUACUGUACAGUACAGGAGUGCACUGUACUGAACUAUAGUCUACUAAAAACAUUGUUUUACUUUACUGUACAGUGCUCUACUGUGCUGUCCAAACUUGUGAAACAUAGACGUCUAUGAUUGGUCCAGAUUUGGUCCGUUCCAGACUGGACCAUAAAAACAAAGUUUGUGGACGUUGAAAUCAAGGCCAGGGCGGACUGACCAAAUUUCAACUACUUUUCAACUUCCAUGGACAUCCGGUGUUGGUCAGUGCUCAGUGGAUAACUCUAGUGACCACAGACCUGAAGGUCACCUGACUGUGGCAGAGUUUCAGCCAUACAGGAAGAAUCUCCUACUGAAUGAUAAUGAAAUUGAGGAGAGCCAUGUCAACAUUGUGGUCAUUGAUGAGCUCCGUGAGAAGCUUGGUCCUGCUAUGAUGCACAUCUGGAAGCAGCAGGUGAUCGAGAUAGGAGCAGACGGGGUUGGGGCGUUCCAGCACGAGAGAGUCUGUUGGCUGCAGAUUGCCACUAAGAACAAGGUGUACCUCUUUGACAUCCUGAUGCUUGAAGCCCGGGCCUUCAAUAACAGCCUGUCCAUGAUCCUGGAAAAUAACCACCUAGUAAAGGUCACCUAUAGCUGCCAGAGGAUUGCCGGAUGUCUGAGGGCUCAGUUUGGAGUAAAUCUCAGCAACGUCUUUGACACGCAGGUGGCAGAUAUCAUGUGCUUCUAUACAGAGACAGGUGGCUUCCUGCCAGACAGGAGCAGUGUUCUGGAGCUGCCUAGGGAGCUGCGGGAGUUGAAGCACAUGCGGCAGGAGUGGGCCAUCGACCGUUACCCUGUCACUGAGCAGGGCCUGCUGGAGCGCUCCAACCCUAGACCCCUACCCCCAUCACAGGAUGGGCAGGGCCAGAACACAGCCACCCAAAGACAACCUGACCCCCCUGUCCCCACAGCAGAAGAGCCUGUAGUCCCAGGACCAGUACCAGGGCUGCAGGCCCCUGCAGAGCAGAGACCCCCUGUCCCAGCAAUACCCGUGGGCAUCUGACCUCCAUGCUAUGCCCAGUGCCCUGACCCCAGAGGUCUAGCAGAGCUCCAGGAAACAGCCAUCUGGAGUCGUCAGCCAGCAGCUCUAUCAGGAUCAGGAGAACCAGGACUCAUGGAGAUAGUGAUGGACACAAUGGCAGGCAGAGGGAGGUCUCUGAUGAAAGAUCCAGCACCACCAACCCUCCCUGCCUUCCUCUCCUUGGGAAGAGGCCUGGUUUUCCCGAUACCAGCAGCCCAGGUCCCCAAGGAGAACCCCAGGGUCCUAAAGACCCAGGCCCCAGUGGGGAGGGUGGAGGUGCCUGUCCCCCCAGGCCCAAGACUCAGCCCAGUACAGUGAGCUGUGCCCCAGCAGGCUUCCCUUUCUCCUGCCAUGCUUGAAAACAUCCCUGGGGCAGAGAGAGGCCUCUUCAUCCAGUAACCCCAAGGUCUCACCUCUCCCCUCAGUCUCUCCUUAAUUUCCUUUAGAAAGACUUAAGAGGACCACCUAUGAUUGUGAAGGGUUGGUUGAAAAUUACUUUUGUAAUUGUUUAUUCUACAAAGACCACUAGAUGGCAGUAAAUUGUCAAUUUUGUUUGCAAUAUAAAUUGCAUCAAUGUUUGGGGGGAAACAGUAGUGUUUCAGUUAAAUGGUUUUCUAUUUCAAAUGGAAAAAUGACAGUAGAUUCACAUCAAAUUAAAAUUGGAUGAGUGAUAUUUUGAUAAUUCUGUAUCAUGGCGUCUAGUUCACCUCAUUUGAGUACAUUUUUUUUGUUUAUUCAAAUUGCUGUUCACACUUGUUACAAAUUUAAAUGAACCACCAGUUCAGUACUAUGCUUAUUGUGAUUCUGUGUUUCUCUCUUUCUGGCCUGAUUUGCGUGAGUAAUGGUACAUUCUGAAUAUGUUAAGUGCAGUCAUUUCACUUGGUAAUAGGGUCCUCAGCGUACAGUGAUAUUCUGCUGGGUUACAGCCCAAUAAUGUCGAACUAAUUCCUUUGAUAUGACUACAUGCAGUGGUACUACACCCAUCAAUGCAUACCAGCCAUCUAGGAAGACCAUAUAUGCAGCACUGGCAGAAUUAUCAUUCUACAUGUUUCUUCAAAGGAAACCUCAUCAGUUAAUUGUGGAAAUAAAACUCAUUUUUAUGGUGUUAA